This is a messenger RNA of Penicillium verrucosum, 651 nucleotides long. RefSeq lists its product as uncharacterized. The record is from RefSeq and is a predicted model, not a curated record. The transcript has 3 exons. The coding region runs from base 1 to 651 and encodes 216 amino acids. NCBI's taxonomy places the organism in Eukaryota, Fungi, Ascomycota, Eurotiomycetes, Eurotiales, Aspergillaceae.
AUGAAUGGAUUUGAACAGCUUGUGGUGGAGCUUGAGGGACUCGGAAUGAUUUCUGCGUCCCCGCGUUCGCUAAAUUUAAAUCUGCGACAUGCACUAAGGGACUUCGCACAGUCAGAGGGUUUUGAAUUCCAGCACGAUAACGUGGGAAAUAUAUAUCUUACCCGGCCAGGUACCGAUCCCAACCUGCCAUCACUAGGCCUAGCCUUUGCUGUUGACAACCCAGACGGGUUUGUGGCACGACGCGGUGCAAUUAAAACAUUUUUAAGUCUCCAGAAACAAACGACAAUGCCAUGUGGUAUUUCUCUGUUCGGGUUCUCUUCCCUUGGUGGAGGGGACAUAGGAUAUCAAGUGUGGAGUGGAACGGCCACUGCUCAAGACGCGCUCAACCACUACCCGUUUUCUGCUGUUAUUAGCAUUGCCAAAGUUUCAAAUGUGCCCACAAGCUAUUGUGGAGAUCUUGCCGCGGAGCAUCAUAUGCGAGUCGUGCUGAGUUCAUUCGGUCUGGAAGCUGUGCCAAUCAAUUUGAAUAUGCAGAUUUCAACUCGUGCGCCUGGAUUGCUCGUUCAUGGUCCAGCUGCUGUGACGGUGGCUUCUGCAUUUGUGCUGUCAUACAGUGAAUAUGUUGCUGGCAUGUUCGAUAAUUUUGAUUGA